GAUUACUGUGUUGGUGUCACGUGUGGCAAUGGUGGGACAUGCCUCGACGGCUUGACGAGUUUUACAUGUAACUGUGCAGAAUAUUACACAGGAAAAUAUUGUGGAAUAGAUAUGUGCAAGCCUUAUCCCACAGAUGUAGUAUUUGUAAUAGACAGUUCUAACAGUUGUUCUCCAGAAUAUUUCAAUAUAACAAAGAACUUUAUUAAAUCCGUUACGAAGGAAUGGGAGAUAACUGUAAACAACUUUCAAGUAGCCAUUAUUUCGUAUACUGAUAAUUCAUACAUUGAGCUAAACUUUGACAACGCUAUGAAUAAAAUAAGUUUUGAUGCAUUUGUAUCCCAAAUGAAUCCGAGAGGCGGGAUAUCUGAAAUUCACAAGGGCAUCAACCAUGCUGUUAAUAUCUUAUAUAACAGAAACCGUGUUGUAGCAAGCAGUCAGGUGAAAAAGUAUAUCAUUGUUUUAUCUGACGGACUGCCAUCUACACCCAGCAUGAUAUCGACAGUGAGCGGUCAUCGAAUAGAAACGAUGGCAGUGGCUGUUGGGGAAGAUGUGUCGCAUCAUUUCCUGUCUGUUAUUACUGGAGGAAGUGAAAAAAUAUUCCCGUACAAUAAUGAUCGGUUAUGGCACUACAUGAUGGAUGCCCUAAUUGACCAAAGCUGUGAUAUCUGCCAAAGAUAUGAAGAAGGAGAUGUCUUAUUUGCUGUGGAUACUUCGAAUGGUUGGCAAAACUUAGAUUUAGCCACCAAAGUCCCUACGAUAAUAAAUAAAAUAUUAUCCGGACUCAAACUCGGACCGAUGAACAAACAAAUUGCGUUAUUAACGUUUGCAUCUUCGUCAUAUCUACGGUUUGAUUUUAAUAAAUACAAUAACGAAACUGAAAGACAAAAUUUACAAAGACAGUUGUCGUCCUUUAUUAAAACUACCGAUACCAAUACCAAUAUUACAGCCUUGAUUAACAGUGCCAAUGCGUUAUUAUUUGAUAGUGAAACAGGUGCACGUGUGUCUGCAAAGAAGUUACUUGUUGUCUUUUCAAAUUACCAGAAAGAUGUGACAAUUGAAGAAAGUAAACUUAUUGAGACUUUAAAAGAAAAAGUAGAAAUAUUCGUGGUUGGACUUGAUAAUAGUGAUGAACAAUUUCAGGUUAUGUUAGAUAUAGCAUCGACGUCAUUUCAUAUUGGUAUAGAUGGUGACAUGUUGGUGAACUCGAUUGAUACAUACAUAGCAUCACUGUUAGAACAAAUUAAUACAGUUUAUUGCGAACUUCGAUGAUGCAUAAGCAAUUGUGACAAUCAUGAACAAGUUGUAUUUUUUUAUUAUGUUUCUUCUUACAAAGUCAUGUGUAAAUAUAAUUAUAAAUGUCAUAUUAAAAUCUCAAUUGCAGUCGAAAAUGUUAGAGUAGUACGAAUCCGUCAAAAAUAAGCGCUAUUCCAACUUUUUCAAGAGAUUUUACGCUACUGGUGAGUCUUGUGUAGACGUUGCACUCAAUUGACACGACGUAUAUUUGAUUAUUCUUGUUUCUAUUGUAUUAUAGAUGAAAUCAUUACAGUUUUGUCUCUUUCAAAAAGUGUUUCAUCGUUAUUUUUUUUCGUUUGUGAGUUUUUUAUAUAGACUAGA
Mytilus trossulus (common blue mussel) is the source of this 1614-nucleotide messenger RNA. Its product is annotated as cartilage matrix protein-like. Bases 112 to 1269 code for a protein of 385 amino acids. NCBI's taxonomy places the organism in Eukaryota, Metazoa, Mollusca, Bivalvia, Mytilida, Mytilidae. The transcript has 3 exons. The record is from RefSeq and is a predicted model, not a curated record.